Messenger RNA from Drosophila willistoni, 1611 nucleotides. RefSeq names its product BTB/POZ domain-containing adapter for CUL3-mediated RhoA degradation protein 3. The record is from RefSeq and is a predicted model, not a curated record. Gene Ontology annotation, biological process: protein homooligomerization. Bases 300 to 1193 code for a protein of 297 amino acids. The transcript is spliced from 2 exons. Gene Ontology annotation, molecular function: protein binding. NCBI's taxonomy places the organism in Eukaryota, Metazoa, Arthropoda, Insecta, Diptera, Drosophilidae.
CACACAAAUACAUACUAUAUAGACAAAUCAAGGCAACCAAGUGGAUUUCUGGGCUUUAUUAAAUUUUAAGAUUAUCGAUCCGUUAGUUUUUCAUUGUUAAUCGUGGCAUUGCCCGUAUACCCGUCAAAAUUGAUUCGUAUCCGUUAGAGCUCGAGGAGAGCGCGGGCGGCAGCAACGCAAAGGAGAGCGUUUGCAAUAGCUCCAACUCCAAAGAGAAGGGCGUCGUCGGUGAAUUGGCCAAAUUGCACUUAACUGCCAAUCCCAAUCAGCAGCUUGUGCUCCAGUUGCAGCCGGAAGCCAUGUCUGGCGAUCAGAAGGUACUCCUAAAGGGGCACGCCUCACAAUAUGUAAAAUUAAAUGUUGGCGGACGCUUAUAUUUUACCACAAUUGGAACACUUACAAAACACAACGACACCAUGCUCAGCUGCAUGUUUAGUGGGCGUAUGGAGGUGCUAACAGACUCGGAAGGCUGGAUCCUUAUAGACCGUUGUGGCAAUCAUUUUGGCAUUAUAUUGAAUUUUUUGCGCGAUGGAACUGUCCCGCUGCCUGAAACUAAUAAGGAAAUUGCCGAGCUUCUCGCAGAAGCCAAGUACUACUGCAUCACCGAGUUGGCUAUGUGCUGCGAACGCGCCUUGUGCGCACACCAAGAACCAAAGCCCAUCUGUCGCAUACCACUGAUCACGUCGCAAAAGGAGGAACAGCUCCUGAUCGGUGCAUCCUCAAAACCAGCUGUCAUAUUGGUGGUUCAGCGGCAGAAUAAUAAGUAUUCAUAUACCAGCGCAUCGGAUGAUAAUUUGCUCAAGAACAUCGAAUUGUUCGAUAAGCUAUCGUUACGCUUUAACGAGCGCAUCCUUUUUAUCAAGGAUGUGAUUGGACCAAGUGAGAUAUGCUGCUGGUCCUUCUACGGUCACGGCAAAAAGGUUGCCGAGGUGUGCUGUACAUCCAUAGUAUAUGCCACAGAUCGCAAGCAUACCAAAGUGGAAUUCCCGGAAGCCCGCAUAUAUGAGGAAACGCUGCAAGUGUUGCUCUACGAGAAUCGCAAUGCGCCUGACCAGGAGCUCCUGCAAGCUACCUCUUCGGUGCGUGCCGGCGGUGUCAGUGGCACUAACAUGCAUCAGUAUACAAGCGAUGAGGAGGAGGAGCGCACUGGUCUCGCACGACUGCGUUCGAAUAAACGCAAUAAUCCAAACUGACUUGCACUUCCCGAUAUUUGAUGGCCAAAACUGUCAGGACGGUUAACUGGCUCAGCCAGUGCCCGCUUCUGACCGCGGUUCUGCUGCCUUCAAACAUACAUUCAACACAUAUAUACGUACGCGCACACGAGAAGCCAAUAUUGACAAAUCCACAAAGUAAUACACCCAGGGCCCAGGCGUUUGGGUACCAGGGCCACAGGGAACUCUGUUUUAUGCAUACAUAUAGCUAUUCUAUUAACUUCAUAUAUAUAUAUAUAGAUAUAUAUAUAACCCCCAUGCUGAUACCGAUCCAUCGUUACGAGUAUGAUGCCCCGCCAAGUUUACCACACCAUGAGCAAAGUAUUAGGAACAUAAUUAUAUAUGAAUCUGUACAAACCAAUUAUUAAAUGAAUUAAAAAAUGUAAUCAAUUUAAAACAA